Plasmodium relictum is the source of this 2418-nucleotide messenger RNA. RefSeq names its product conserved Plasmodium protein, unknown function. The coding region runs from base 1 to 2418 and encodes 805 amino acids. Lineage: Eukaryota; Apicomplexa; Aconoidasida; Haemosporida; Plasmodiidae. The transcript has 11 exons. The record is from RefSeq and is a predicted model, not a curated record. Gene Ontology annotation, molecular function: calcium ion binding.
AUGGAUGAAAAAAUUGAAUUAUUAAUAAAUACGAUAAAAAAAUGGACAAUAAAAUAUGCGUAUAAGAUAUAUAUUAAAGGGAAAAACGAAGAAAAAAAAGAAUAUUAUUUUACUGUUACAUUUUUUCAUCAAGAAGCGAAUGAAUCUAUUUCAAAAUGUACUAUAAAUGCAAAUUUUGUUAUAACAGAGAUAGAAUUAAUAGAUAUGAAUAAUUUAUGUACUUGUAAUAACUCUAAUGAAAAAUAUUUUAUAACUUUUAAAUUUGAAAAUGAAAAUCUAACAAGAACUCUAGAUAUGAACUUAAAUUAUGAGGCGUGGAUAGAUAAAUUAAUUAAAGAUAAAGAAAAGCUGAGAAACAAUAUAGAUUUAUCAUCAGAAUAUAUGAAAACUAGAUUUAUUAAACCAAUUGAUGAAGAAAAUAUUCAAAUAAUUUUAAAUAAAAUUAAAGAGGAAAGGGAAGAAACUAAAAAAAAAAACCAAAUACAAAAAGAGUUAAAAGAAAAAAAGGAGAAAACAUUGAAAAAAGAAAACAAAUUACAUAAAAUAAAGUCUUAUGAAGAAACAUAUGAAUUAGAAAAAAUAAAUUCUCAACAAAAUUUAGACAUUACUCAUGGAAAUAAAGAAUUUGGAAAAACAAAUAAAAUAAAUGAAGAAAAUCAAAAAUUGAAUGAAGUACUAUCCUUUUUAAGAAAUAUUCUAUAUUUUUAUUUUACAGAUAUAGAUAUUAAAAAAAAAGGAAAAUUGAUAUAUAAUUAUUAUAAUGAAAUCCUAAAAAUGGUUAAUUACAAGGUGUGCAUAAGUUAUAAAUAUUUAGAACAGUCCUUAUCUAAAAGAGAAGAUAAAGAAAAUGAUUUUUCCAAAAUUUCUGAAAAUUUUUUUUUUUAUGAAACAGAUGAUAUAUUAUGCUCAAGUACUAAUGAUAGUUCAAACGAGGAAAAUUCAGUUAUACAAAAUAUAAAAAAAAAAAAAAAUGCAAAAGAUGAAAACAAAUAUAUCUCAAAUUUAUUUAAUAUUAAUAACAAAGAAGUUGAUCUAAUUAAAAAUAUUAGUAUAUAUAAAAAUAAUGAUUUUAAUGGGUGUAAUAUAUUUUUUGAGUCAUUAAACAAAUCAGUCACUAGCUCUGAAUUGUUUAUUUUUAACAAAGAUAAUGAAUAUAAUAAAUAUAUCUUUACUGAUAAUUAUUACGAUUUCUUAUUAUAUAUGUCAUAUGCAGAUGAAGAAGAAAAGGGUUAUAUAAAUUAUAAUGAUUAUAUAAAUGAUUUACCAAAGUAUUUAUACGAAUUAAAAAAAAAUAGAGAAUAUUUCAAUAUAAUUAAUUUAGAUGAUUUAGUUUUAUAUAAACAGUUAAUAUAUGUUUGUUAUGAAAAUGAAUUAAAUUUCAUGUAUGAUUGCUUUUUAAGUGAAUUUAAGAAAUUUGAUGUAGGUAAUAGUGGAUAUAUCCACCGUAACCAGUUAAAAAAAAUACUUCAAAAAAAUGAUCACAUUAUUUCAAGACAAGAGUAUAAGUUAUUACUUCAUAUUUUUGAUUUUAAUGAUGACAAUUAUGUGUAUUAUAAAAACAUUAAAGAAAUUAUUUUAAGAUUAAGAUUUGAAGGAAUAAAAAAUAGCAUAUUUGAAAGGGAUCAAAAGCUACUACAGAAGUAUUUAUGUGAAGAGUUAAUAAAAAAUAAUUUAAAAAAUAAGAAAAAGAUACAUAUAUUUGAUUGCAAAAAUAUUUUAGAUUUUUGUGACAAAAUUUAUUUAAAUAAGAAUAUUAUUCAUAUAAUAUUGUCUUCUCUAAAUUUUGAUGAAAAUUUAGAAUUAGAUGUGACUUUCUUUUUACAAGUUUCUAUUACAAUAAUUAUUAAUUGUAUUAAAUUAGAAAAUAUGCAUAUGAUUUAUAAUAUUAUAACUGAUGAAAAGGAAAAAAAGGAAGAAGUUCAAAAUAAUGAAUCAAAUCAUGCUUGCAAAAGGAAAAAAGAUAAUAAAAAAACUGAAAAAGCCAAUAUACCAGCAUUAGAAUUAGUUGAAAGAACAUUAACAAAACUAUUCAAAGUUCUAGAUGAAAAAAAUGAAAGUUAUUUAAAUAUAAAUGAAUUCAUUGAAACCUUAUUAGAAUCAAAUAAAAAAAAAAAAAUAAUUGACAUAAAAGAAAUAUGUAAAUUAAGCAAAAAUGAAUUGCAAGGUUUCGUAGCAGAAAUAGAUGCUACUUCAAAUAAACAUAUUUAUAAAAAAAAUAUAAAAAAUGGUAGAAAUUUCGAAUUUUGCAAAAAUAGAAAAAUUCAUUAUGAAUCGCAUAUACAUAAAUGGUGUUCAAAAACAUAUCAAAUAAGAUCAUGUGAUUACUAUAGCUAUUUUCUAAAUUAUUCGGAUCAUUUAAUAGAUUUAGACGAUGAAAUAAUUAACUCUUUAUUGUUUUGUGAAGAAAAAAAAGAAUAA